Messenger RNA from Aethina tumida (small hive beetle), 2457 nucleotides. RefSeq names its product neurofilament medium polypeptide. The record is from RefSeq and is a predicted model, not a curated record. Gene Ontology annotation, cellular component: nucleolus. Gene Ontology annotation, biological process: regulation of ribosome biogenesis. Gene Ontology annotation, molecular function: nucleic acid binding; telomerase inhibitor activity. The transcript is spliced from 3 exons. Lineage: Eukaryota; Metazoa; Arthropoda; Insecta; Coleoptera; Nitidulidae. Bases 87 to 2405 code for a protein of 772 amino acids.
CUUUUCAACGACAUAACAAAACAUGUGCACGUGCACUCCUUAAAAAAAACGUUUUUUCCUUGCUGCGUUUUCAAAAUAGCGGUAAAAUGUCGAUGUUAGCGGAAAGGAAGCGCAAACAAAAGUGGUCACUUAAUCCUCGCGGCAAACACUGGGCAGAAGAUGCCAACAAAUACGGGCAGAAACUGAUGGAGAAGAUGGGGUGGAGCAGCGGCAAAGGUUUGGGCGCGAAGGAGGACGGUGUCACUGAGCACAUUAAAGUCUCGUACAAGAACGAUAGCAAAGGUAUGGGAUAUAAGGAAUCGAACGAUCAAUGGACGGAACACGAGGAGAACUACAGUACACUCCUGGAGAACUUAAGUGGGCAAAACAGUGAACUCCCCUCUGAGGUAAAGGUUGAGACAAGUCUGGAGAAGAAAUCAGAGGGUUCAAGGGCGCGAGUGCAUUAUAAAAAGUUUACGCGCGGCAAAGAUUUGAGCCAGUAUUCAGAGAAGGAUUUAGCAAACAUUUUUGGCCGCAAGUCCUUGAAGGAGAAGAAGAAAACUGCACAGGAGGAAGAAAAGGAGCAGCCACAGGUUGAGGAGAACCCAAUGUUGGUCAAUAGCGGCUCCAUGACGGAUUAUUUCAAGAAGAAAUUACCCGGUUUCAGUAAAAGUAACGGGCUGGUCGUCGGGAGCAACGGCGUGUUGAAAAUUGAACGUGAUUCGGACACGGAAGAACGUUCAGGUUUUGGUUUCGGCAGUAAGUCUGAAACUACAACAAUUAAUAACGGCUAUUCGUUUUACAGUAAGAAGGAAACGUUUGUUUCGUACGUAAAUGGUGAAAGUCAACCUGAAACUGGUUUAAAGAAGCGUAAAAUCGAUGAAGUUGAUGAGACGGAAACGCCUAAAAAGAAAAAGAAGAAGAAGAGCAAAAACGUUGAGGAUUCUGGAUUGAGCAAUCCAGCAUUUGACACUUUAGAAGUAAAGGAGAAUGUGAAAAAGGAAAAUAAAACUGAAAACGACAGUCAACCUGUUGAAGAACCUGAGGAGAAUCCUUAUGAAGUUAAAGUUAAAAGCAAAAAGAAGAAAAAGAAAAAUACUGAAGAUCUAGGUGUUGAUAAUCCUAAUUUAGAAACUCAAGACACAGAAGUACCAACAGAAAUUGCAGAAAAUCCGUAUGAAGUUAAACCUAAGAAGAAAAAGAAGAAGGGUGGUGAUUUACAUAUAGAAAAUUCUAGUUCAGAAGCACAAAUUGUAGAACAACAGACAGAGGUUCCAGAAAAUCCGUAUGAAGUUAAAAUCAAGAAGAAAAAAAAGAAGGUUGAAGACCUAGGCGUUGACAACCCCAACUUAGGAGCGCAAGAUUCAGAAGUGCAGACAGAAGUUCCAGAAAAUCCGUACGAAGUUAAAGUCAAAGCCAAAAAGGACAAGAAAAAAAAGAAGAACAAGGACUUAGGCAUUGACAAUCCCAGUCUCAAUACUGAAGAUGCUGAAACUUCAAUAGAAGCGCCAGAAAAUCCAUAUGAAGUUAAGGUGAAGAAGUCAAAAAAGAAGCGGGAGUUUGCAAUUGACAACCCAAAUUUUAAUCCGGACGCUUCAAACGAACUGGAAACUUCACAGGAAAAUCCAGACGAGACUCCCAAGAAAAAGAAAAAGAAGAAGGACAAAGAAAAACAAAUCUUGGAAGAAACUAAAGAGAAUCAAGUCGUUAAUGCGAUGCCAGAAUGUGAUUUAAUGUUGAACGUUGUCGCAAGUCCCAUAAUUAAAACGCCACAAACUAUUACAAAACCAAGUAAUAAAGUAAAAAGGCGUAAGAGCGUUAGAUUUAGCGACAUGAACGAAGAAAGAAUCAUUCCCAACAAUCAGGAACUACAAUUAAUGUCGGUGGAACGAAACGAACUGUUUGACAUCAAUACAAAAGUUAUAGAAAACGGUUUGGAAGAAGAGGCAAGGAAGAACGGCACCCUCAACUCGAAAUUCGAUAUGCAAUCCAUCGAUAAAAAGACCUUCUAUGAGAAAAGCAAACCGUUAAAGAAACGCAAAAGGGGUGUGGAGAACUCCGCGUUCGACGAACAGUCGACGAAACUCCAGGAAAACAUCGAUGACAUCAGUAAAACGAUAGAUAUGUACCAGGCACAAAUCGAGAACGACAUCAAUGAGGCGAAAACCAAAAUCAACAGUGUCAAACUGGAUGAACUUAUGGUAGGUGAACCAGGAAUUUCAGAGGGCGAUCACGAGAAGGUGCCCGAGGGGGCAUUGUUGAAGUUUCACGGCGUCAAGUUCGGCAAGUCACCUGCUUAUAUGAACUCGUUCACGGGGCCCAAGAAAAGUUACAAACAUCUGAUUAAGGGUGAUGUCAUUGUAGCGUUUAAGGAGAGCAAUUUGCACGAGAUCUACGGUUAUGGGGUUAAAAAACCUUCAUCGUAAUAUAAUUUUGUUCUGUAUGACUAAGAAUAAAGUUAAGUUGAAAUUAAACAAA